Molecule: messenger RNA, 4111 nt
Organism: Phycodurus eques (leafy seadragon)
Lineage: Eukaryota; Metazoa; Chordata; Actinopteri; Syngnathiformes; Syngnathidae
Gene: vit
Product: vitrin
Exons: 24
Coding region: 357-2828 (823 amino acids)
Biological process (GO): positive regulation of cell-substrate adhesion; extracellular matrix organization
Source: RefSeq, a predicted model, not a curated record
CAGGACACUGAAUGAGUAAGGGAGAAAUAGGUGCUUUCCACUCAGGUCAAAAGUCAGGACACUGAAAGGCUGGAACCGAGGUUAUAAGAACUCCUCACACUGACAAACGGGGCUCCUUAUUCUCUCGAGGUAGGGACACACACACGUUCUUUUUUCCAUCGCAAUGAUCAGGGACAGGCUGGCAGGAGGACUUCAUUUUUGAAUCUUCUUAUUUAAUUGGGUAGGACCCCUGCUGUAUUUGAUCGUUCCAUGUGGGUGGCCGUGCGGCUUUUAUUCCAGGAGUUUAUACAAGGACAUCUGGCCCACGGAACCAACACACCCCCGCCCCCCGCCCCACCGCCCUCCCCCCCCCCACCAUGAUCAGGGAAUCAGUGACGGUCGUCUGCCUUGCGCUCCUUCUGUCCUGUGCUUGUCGGGCCAAGCCGAACGGAUCAAAAAGCAAGAAACCCAAGCAAGUGGUUCCAGCCAUCGAGUGCGAUGUCAGAGCCGGAAAGAUUAGUCUCCCUGAAUUCAUAGUCAAAUGCCCCUCGCACUGUCGAGAGACCAAGCAGCAGGUGUAUGGCACAGGCGUGUUCGCCUCCAUCUCCAGCAUCUGCAACGCCGCCAUCCACAGUGGCGUCAUCACCAAUUCGGGAGGAAAGGUGAUUGUGAGGAAAAUGGCAGGCCAGAACACCUACAAAGGCAGCAACUCCAACGGCGUGCGCUCCCUGUCACUUCCUAAAUGGAGAGAAUCCUUCGUUGUCACAGAGGGGAAACCCAAGAAGGGCGUGAUCUACCCUUCUACCCUCGACUUUGUUCCUUCAAGACCAACGUAUGUGAAGAUAAGUCAAAAGGACAAAGCCCCCGCGGUUAGCACUCCGCUUCCGACAACAGCAGCACCUGAACCCACCAUGACGACACCUGAACCUACCACCAUCGUCCCCACCACCCAGGCUCCAACGACCACCACAACGCCUCCUCCUCCACCGCCCCCUACCACUCUCAAAACCCGCGCUGCCGUGCACAAAGUCAGAGAUGCAGGCAGCGGUCACCCAUACCUUGCCUCUGUAGCAGCUGCAAGACAAUCACAGAAUGCUCAAGGCAAGAGCCCCAGCCAAGUAUUCCGUGGGAGUGCCUAUCCAAAUAGAUACCCACAGCGUGCCAGUGCAGGUCUGCGCAGACCAGAGGCAGGUUCGCCUAUGCGGAGACAUUCGUCCUCUCCAAUUGGCCCAGCCUUUAACAGAGGUCAGCCAAUCCCACAGGAGCGGACCCCAAUCACAAGCCACUCUAAUCCUGUUUUUCCCAGGAGGGACCGGGCCCCUCCGCCCUUCCCUCGUCCCGAAUGGUUCCCUGGAGCCAGACGAUCAUCAGAUGGUAUUUAUGCAGCACCAGACUCAGGAUAUACGUGGAGUGAGACGGACACACCUGAGAUGACAGCUCAGGAUCACAGGCCCGAUAUCUCAGACUUUGAGCGCUGGUAUUAUAACUUUGGAUCAUACCUGUCACGAUCCACUGACUUGGAAGGCAACCGCCAAGCGCCGCUGGAUACAACCCAUACGAGAGUGGAGACAGUGGAUGAAUGGAGGCCAGAUGCAAACCUUUAUGAAUCAGGCUUCAGUAUGAGAGAGCAGGCCCAUGCGCCCAGAGCACCUGAACAUGUGUCCCAGGGAGACCCAGACUGUAAGGUGGACCUGGUCUUCCUGAUGGACGGAAGCUGGAGCAUCGGUAAGCGACGUUUUAAGAUCCAGAAGGACUUCCUGGCUGAGGUGGCUCAGGUCAUCAACGUCGGCGUGGCUGGACCCAUGAUGGGCGUCAUUCAAUAUGGGGACGACCCUGUGACAGAGAUCAACCUGAAGAGUUACUCCAACUCCAGAGACGUGAAGACGAGCAUCGCUAAGAUUGUGCAGAAGGGAGGCCUCUCCAAUGUGGGUAAGGCCCUCGCCUACGUCAACAAGCUCUACUUCAGUGAUGCCAACGGGAACCGAGGAGGAGCUCCCAACGUUGCCGUGGUGCUGGUGGACGGCUGGCCCACCGACAAGGUGGACGAGGCUUCUCGGCUGGCGAGGGAGUCCGGCAUCAAUAUCUUUUUUGUCACCAUCGAGAGUGCCGACGACAACGAGAAGCAAAACCUAGUGGAGGCCAAUUUUGUAGACAAGGCUGUGUGUCGCACAAACGGCUUCUUCUCCUUGCCCGUGUCCAGCUGGUUCGCUCUGAGGAAAACAGUGCAGCCUCUGGUGAAACGAGUGUGCGACACAGACCGACUGGUUUGCAGCAAAACCUGCCUCAACGCCAACGACAUCGCCUUCGUCAUCGACGGCUCCAGCAGCGUGGGUACUGGCAACUUCCGCACGGUGCUCCAGUUUGUGGCCAACAUCACGCGCGAGUUCGAGAUCUCCGACACGGACACGCGUGUGGGCGCCGUGCAGUACACCUAUGAGCAGAGGCUGGAGUUCGCCUUCGGCCAGCACAACACCAAGGCCGAGCUGCUCAACGCCAUCAAACGCAUCAACUACUGGAGCGGAGGCACCAGCACGGGAGCUGCCAUCACUUACGCAGCCGAGCAGCUCUUCAGCAAGUCCAAGCCCAACAAACGCAAAAUUAUGAUUGUUAUCACAGACGGACGCUCCUAUGAUGAUGUUAGAGCCCCUGCAUUGGCUGUCCAUAGUCAAGGUGUGAUCGCCUACUCCGUCGGCAUCGCCUGGGCCGCCCAGGAUGAGCUAGAGUACAUUGCCACCGACCCCGACAAGGAGCACUCCUUCUUUGUGGACGAGUUUGACAACCUGUACAAAUUUGUGUCCAAAAUCACCCAAAACAUUUGCCAAGAGUUCAACUCCCAGCCAAGAAACUGAGGACGAGUGUCGGAGUGGCGGAUCGUGUCGGGCUGUCCUGACAGAACACUGACUGUAAAUUUACUCUUGCUAUUGGCCACAUGUGCCACAUUAGCUGCAGCUCCCCGUAUUGGAAAAGAGGGGGAGUGCUCAUUUAGGUGAGGAUCGUGGGUUCACCACUGAAUUAUACAGUAUGUGCUACUUGUUGUCUUUUCACUGCAUGAAGAAAGCAGCAUUUUCCUAAUCCUGUUAAUGGAUCAAAAUGAUGUACCGCUCUCUAUUCAGCUUUUAAGAACAGUAUUACUCAAUUCAAUCAAUAUAAAAUGAACUAUUCAGCUAUAGUGCACAAACAAAAUAGUAGUUUGAGAGAAAUUGCCAGAAACCCACCCAGCUUUAUCCUUUAUUAUAAAAUGGCGUCUUCUUUGUGCUGCAAUGACAAAUCUAUGCUAAUAUUUAGGGCCACCUUUGUGUACUGAUUUUUACUAAAAUAUUUCUCACUUCUAUACUCGUAACUACAAGUUACUGAUCCUGCUUUAAUAACACUAUCAAAUGAUCUGUACAAGUGCAUUUUAAUCUGUCAGUAGUUCAAAAAGUGAAAGUCAUAUAUAUUCAUUAAACAGGAAAUUUGAAAUAAAUUGAAUAUGGUUAGCUUCCGUCUAAUUUUUAUAUUGAAACUCAUUUUGAUUGUUUCUUAGGUAAUAUUCUAAUCCCUUGUGAUGGUUAAAUUGGGGUUUUCUGUAGCUGUAAACUGUAUUAUUUUCAGUGAUUUUCAGAAUAUGAGUUUGACUUUUUGCAUUGAACUGAAAUGAACAUUCCAUGAUAUUAUUGUAUGGGGAUGCAUACCGGUGUAGUCUGUGAAGCAUCGUUAAGGCAAACUGUUCAUAACUGGUGUAUUUUUUGAAUAUGGUACCAAAAUGUAAAGCUGCAGUAUCUUAUUGGGAUGUGGUUCUACCAGAAAGAAAAGUAGACUUUUGGUACACACGGCACUUCCUCUUGUGGCUACUUUGCGCUUUUUCUGAAGUGAUGCAUGUUCUUCGUAACAGAAGAGAUUUGCUAGUAGUGACACUGUGUUGGUUCCUUUCGCAGACUUUUUCUUGUAUUGUGUUGGCAGGAAAGGUUGUUGGAAUGAGGCUUACGUGCACUGCAUGAAUUAUUUCCUUAACAGUGUGGUUAAUUUCAAACAUCUUUUGUCUAAAGAGUAUUUAUGAUCGUCUCCCUAUUUGUACAUAUUCAGAUCAAAGCAUUUGCUCACAAUAGUUUUUUUUGUGCAAGUUUUGAUAAAAUAAAGAAAAUGAAGAACUGUU